This is a messenger RNA of Entelurus aequoreus (snake pipefish), 2877 nucleotides long. RefSeq names its product potassium voltage-gated channel subfamily KQT member 2-like. The record is from RefSeq and is a predicted model, not a curated record. Gene Ontology annotation, cellular component: membrane. Gene Ontology annotation, biological process: transmembrane transport; potassium ion transport. The coding region runs from base 147 to 2852 and encodes 901 amino acids. Gene Ontology annotation, molecular function: voltage-gated potassium channel activity. The transcript has 19 exons. NCBI's taxonomy places the organism in Eukaryota, Metazoa, Chordata, Actinopteri, Syngnathiformes, Syngnathidae.
CAACAUAAUCUGCUGAUCAGCAGCCUUUGUCUCCUCAGCAUCCCAACUCUGCAUCCAUCCUUGCGCGAUGCUCCAAUCGGACUGGGCCGCCGUCAGAGGAGUGUCUGCCGGAAGUCAGUAAACAUCGGGCUCGUCUCCCUUCCGUCAUGGUGCAAAAGUCGCGGAACGGCGGCGUGUUUCCAGGAGCCCAGGCCGACCAGAAGAAGCUGAAGGUCGGUUUCGUGGGUCUGGAGGCCGGGGGGACCGAGUCCAGCAGGGAUGGAGCUCUACUCAUUGCAGCUGAUGAAGGUCCUCGCCGGCAGCGCAGCAGCGUCUCAGGAGUCAGGAAGCCCCCCAAAAGAAACGCCCUUUACAGGCGGCUGCAGAACUUUCUGUACAAUGUCCUGGAGAGACCGCGAGGCUGGGCCUUCAUCUAUCACGCCUACGUGUUCCUCUUGGUCCUCUCCUGUCUGGUCCUGUCCGUCUUCUCCACCAUCCGAGAAUACGAGAAGAGCUCAGAGGACGCUCUCUACAUCCUGGAAGUGGUGACCAUCGUGGUGUUCGGGGUGGAGUACAUGGUUCGCAUCUGGGCUGCCGGGUGCUGCUGUCGCUACAGAGGCUGGAGAGGUCGACUAAAAUUUGCCCGGAAACCGUUCUGUGUCAUCGACAUCAUGGUGUUGAUUGCGUCCAUAUCGGUGCUGGCCGCGGGGACGCAGGGAAACGUCUUUGCCACCUCGGCUAUCCGCUCGCUGCGUUUCCUUCAGAUUCUCAGAAUGAUCCGAAUGGACCGACGGGGAGGAACCUGGAAGCUGCUGGGCUCCGUGGUGUAUGCCCACAGCAAGGAGCUGAUCACUGCCUGGUACAUCGGCUUUCUGUGUCUCAUUCUGGCCAGUUUCCUGGUUUAUUUGGCAGAGAAAGAAGACAAUGAGCAGUUUGAGACUUACGCAGACGCCCUCUGGUGGGGAUUGAUUACUUUGACAACCAUCGGUUAUGGAGACAAGUUCCCGAUCACCUGGAAUGGACGCCUGCUGGCAGCAACCUUCACUCUCAUUGGAGUGUCCUUCUUUGCCCUUCCAGCUGGCAUCCUGGGUUCUGGUUUUGCUCUAAAGGUUCAGGAGCAGCACAGACAGAAACACUUUGAGAAGAGACGUAACCCAGCAGCUGGACUCAUUCAGGCGGCGUGGAGGGUGUACGCCACAAAUUUGAGUCGCUCCGACCUGACGUCAACGUGGGACUAUUACGAGAGGACUGUGUCUGUCCCCAUGUACAGGUUAAUUCCUCCCCUCAAUCAGCUGGACCUUCUGAGGAACCUGAAGAACAAGUCAGGACUUUCAUUCAGGAAGGACGUCCAACCAGAACAGUCUCCUAGUCAGAAGGUAAGUCUGAAGGAGAGGGUCUUCUCAUCUCCACGCAGUUCAGGAACCAAAGGAAAAAAUUCUCCACAAAACGUGGUCCCAGUGGUUGGACCAGGAGUUGCUCCUGGAGUUCCUGGUGUCCCUGGGGGUGUUCAGGCCUUACGACGAUCCCCAAGCAUAGAUCCCAGUCUGGAGGACAGUCCCAGUAAGGUCCCUAAGAGCUGGAGCUUUGGAGAACGCAGCAGAACCAGACAGGCCUUCAGGAUCCGAGGAGCCGCUUCCCGUCAGAACUCUGAAGUUCUCAUAGAGAUGCAGGAUGAAGAGUUCAGACAGAAGAGCUCACCAGAUGCCAGUCUACCAGGAGAAGACUUGGCCGACGACAACAAGAGCUGUCACUGCGAGUUCGUCUCGCAGGACCUGACGCCAGGCAUAAAGGUCACCAUCAGAGCCAUUUGUAUCAUGCGCUUUAUGGUGUCCAAGAGGAAGUUUAAAGAGAGUCUUCGUCCCUAUGACGUCAUGGAUGUAAUUGAGCAGUAUUCGGCAGGACACCUGGACAUGCUAGCACGCAUCAAGAACCUUCAGUCCAGAGUGGACCAGAUCGUGGGCAGAGGAACACCAAUCACAGAAAAGGACCGACCCAAGGCAGCAGGGGAAGAACUACCCGAGGACCCAAGCAUGAUGGGACGACUGGGGAAGGUGGAGAAGCAGGUCCUGUCCAUGGAGAGAAAGCUGGACUUCUUGGUCAACAUCUACAUUCAGCGAAUGGGAAUCCCUCAGGCAGAGACAGACGCCUACUUUGGAUCCAAGGAGCCUGAACCGGCGCCGCCCUACCACAGUCCAGUGGAGCAGCUUGAGAAGAGCCAGUCCAGUCACAAGAUCCUCCAGGUGUUGCCAGGCGACAGUACGGACAAGAGUCAUUUUGGGACGAAGAUAGUCCGCUCCAGCAGUUCUAUGGGACACAGGAACUACAACACUGCCACCUGCACCCCCUCCACCUCAUGGCAGCCAAUCAGCUCCCACCUUCACCAGCAGGCCCCUCACUCUCCUCAGCGCAGCCAUGGUAACACACCAAGCCCGAAGGGGGACGCCUCGCUUGUUCGACUUCCGCCGCCUCCAGCAGGAGAACGACACGGCGGGAACCGUUCCCACCGCCACAACGCUGCAGAGCGCGGGGCGGCUGAGAGGCCCGAGAGAGGGGCAGAGUGCGCCGAUGGAGAAGGUAGACAAGAGGAGGAGAAGUUGGACAGCGACGCCUCUGCAUCCAUUCCGUCCGUAGACCACGACGAGCUGGAACACUCCUUUAGCGGCUUCUCCAUCUCGCAGUCCAGAGAGAACCUGGACUUCCUCAACAACGGCUUCUACUCAGCUGCCGCUAACCAGGGGGACCAUCGUGGGGUGGGCGGGGCUUCCUGCUGCACUACCAUUCGACCAUACAUAGCACAGGCCGAGUCGGACUCAGACUCGGAGCUCUGUGCCCCGUCCCCACACUCAGAUCGGGCCUGGACCGGAAACAAAUAGGGUAGUGUAAAGUGGGAAGAACUAG